CAGUCGCAUGCCUUCUGCUCUUCUACACAAGCACAUAAUCAACAUGGAAUCAUUAUCGCGCCGCCCGUCGCAGCAUCAGAACGAAUCGAGCGCUCCACAACAAUCUUCCAGCUCGCAAGGCCCAUCCUCUCUCCAAGAGUCCAGCGUCCUCGUCAAUCACCCGUCGCCCGAAGCGCGACCCGCGCCCCCGAUACCAGAUGAUAACGACUUGAAGAAGUGCUGGAUCUGCUUCUCCGACGAGAGCGAGGAUGGUCCAGAGACAUCAGCUUGGAGGGAUCCUUGCCCUUGCGCGCUGGUCGCACACGAAGCAUGCCUUCUCGAUUGGAUCGCCGACAUGGAGUCGCCCACAAGCCGCAAACGCACUCUUGGUCCUCCAGCAAUAGUAUGCCCACAAUGCAAAUCCGACAUCAAGCUCGUCCGCCCUCGCGAUCCUGUCGUUGAAGUCGUGCGCGCCCUCGAGAGGCUGGCUGCCAAAGCCGUCGCCCCUGCUGCUCUGACUGUCGCUUUCGGCGCCGUCGUUCAUGCCUGCGCAGUUCACGGCCUCUAUACCAUCACCUCCAUAUUCGGCCCUCAAGACUCAAAGCGCAUACUUCAGCCUCUGAUCAACGACUUUUGGUCAGCCGCGCGUCCCAUCGAUCAACUACGAAGCUUCAUGCAGCACUGGCGCCUUCGUGUCGGCCUGCCUCUGAUCACUCCCCUCUUGAUCCUCUCCCGCUCAACUCUCGCCGACUCAAUCCUCCCCGUUCUCCCUAUCGUCUUCUUCGCAACCCAAGGCGACACCUCCGACACACUCGACAUGAUCUCAUGGCCACCAUCAGCGAGCAUGACUUUCGCUGUCCUGCCAUACAUUAGAUCAGCCUAUAACGAAUACCACCGCCGCGUCUGGGCAGACCACGAGAAGAGAUGGAUGAAGGAGAUACAACCGAGAAGUGGUCAGCAAGACGGAGAUGCCAACGCUCAACUCGCUGUUGAUGCGGAAAUGGAGGCUGCAGAAGAAGAUAACAACUUCGAAAUCAGAAUCGAUGGCAACUUUUGGGAGGACUGGGCAGAUGAUGAAGAGGAGGAUGUUUUGCGCGAGGUCCAGGACAACAACGGAGCUCAUCCGCUCAACGCACCACCGCUACCUGAUGAUGCUCCUAUGCCUGGUCAAAACGAGAACAUGCCUCAACAGGGUCAACAACCACAAGCACAAGCACCUCAGCCACCCCGACCUCAGCCUCGACCACCCGCACAAAACAGAGAAGAGCGCCUCCUAUCCUUCAGCACAAACUCGCUCGCUCAGACUGUCAUGUCAGCUCUGCUCUUCCCCACGAUCGCUUCGGUCAGCGGUGAUUUGCUCACUCACCUGCUGCCUCUCUCAUGGACCACUCUGCCCACCAAGUCUUUUGGUAUGCAGAGAGGACGAGCCACAGGCUUGCUUCAGAACAAAUGGGGCAGAAGCGUCGUGGGUGGGUGCCUAUUCGUGGUUGUCAAAGAUGCUGUUAUGUUGUAUGUCAGAUGGAAGAUGGCCAAGCAGCAUCAAAGCAGGCACGUCGUAGACUUCGACAGGAAGAAAACUAAGCGAUAGGCCCAAUCGCGUUGCACAUGUUCUGCAGACGAUGCCCUGAUGACUUUCAUCUUUUUGCAUGGCGCUAUUUCCUUUCUCAUUAUAUUCCCCUCUUUCGUCACACGGCUUUACGUCCGUUUCUCUACAUUGAACAUGAUAUCAUCCUCUUUCUCGAGCGACACUUGCAAGCUUCAGCGAUGACUAUGCCAUCACCAUACCGAGGAUUCCGCAUCUGUAUUGGCAAUGGCAAAAUUCUUGCGAAGAGUAUCAAUCACCUUGACAGCAUGAAUGAAUAGACCGAUGUUGUGAUCACCAGAGAUUCUCGUUGUGGAGUACCACAGCAGUGGUGUCACCAAACUCGUCCAGCGC
Aureobasidium pullulans EXF-150 is the source of this 1915-nucleotide messenger RNA. RefSeq lists its product as uncharacterized. The coding region runs from base 44 to 1567 and encodes 507 amino acids. Lineage: Eukaryota; Fungi; Ascomycota; Dothideomycetes; Dothideales; Saccotheciaceae. The record is from RefSeq and is a predicted model, not a curated record. The transcript has a single exon. Gene Ontology annotation, molecular function: zinc ion binding.